This is a messenger RNA of Penicillium canariense, 2226 nucleotides long. Its product is annotated as putative chromatin remodeling complex subunit (Rsc9). The transcript has 3 exons. The coding region runs from base 1 to 2226 and encodes 741 amino acids. Gene Ontology annotation, molecular function: DNA binding. Gene Ontology annotation, biological process: regulation of DNA-templated transcription. NCBI's taxonomy places the organism in Eukaryota, Fungi, Ascomycota, Eurotiomycetes, Eurotiales, Aspergillaceae. The record is from RefSeq and is a predicted model, not a curated record.
AUGUCGGCAUCUACACCCCAAAGGACCUCUCUGCGUCAGGGCCUACGCCAGGCCCCAAAGGUCAACCAACCCUUCAUCCCGGACACAACGUCUGGUCGCCGCUCGCAUCAUCAGAGCUUCACAUCUCCACAGCCAUCGAUGUCCCCCCAUGCAACCCUCAACCCGGCAGCUAACCCCCAGAGCGCCUCUUUCGCAGUCGAAAGUUGGGAUGGGAAGGUCCAGACACAGCUCCCGAUGUCUACGCGCGAAGUACCAACCCCAGGCAACCGACCCGCUCUGUUCGCCAGUCUUUAUGACCGCACCAAAUUUGCCAAGCCACCCGAUUUCUAUGACCCGUACUUUCCAUUGAGAUUCUUGGAAGUCCCUCGCACGGACCACAUUUACAAGCGUGCCCAUUAUGGUCUCCAAUCUGGCAUUCCUGACGAAGUCGACUUUGCUUUAUACCAUCUGGUUCAAAUUUCCAACCAGCGUUGGGAUAAGUUUAAAUUCGAGGGGUUCCCAUUACUUGCCGAGUCUCUCAUGCAGAAAGCUUUAGACAUCACCUAUCUUUGUACUGGAGUGCGUUGGGAGUUCGACUAUGAUCCUCGACAACGAUCCGAUCGCGUCAAUGUGUUGAAUUCAAUCCAUGGAACUCGGAAUAUCUUCGACAAGAUCCGGAAAAUCCCUACAAACAUCCCGACAGAUACACUUGAGACAACAGAGUUCAACCACACGCUCCGAAAUAUCAAGGAGGCGACUCUCGUGUUGAGGAAUAUGGUAUUGCUGAAGGAGAACGCCUUUUAUGUGUCACGUUAUGCCAGCGGCCUCCUCAGAGACUUCCUGGUCAUUAUGAUGAAUGCGCCAAACCAACCGCGUCUGAAUGAAAUCAAGAAUGAUGCACUUGAUAUUGCUGAAGAAGUCACCAAGUUCAUGAGGACCGACCCCCAGGAUCCACUUUGGAUUUCGUUGGUCAACUGCCUCGAUUCACCUGAUCGUGCACAUAUCGUGAGGGCUCUCUGGGCUUUGACUCACUUCUCCACCGAGUUGAAUGAGGCAGACGCGAACAGGGCCAUGGAGAGCUUAUCCAAACCCACUUUACAACAAUUGUACUACCACACACUUCUGGAUCUCGACAAGGACAUUCUGAGUGGUGCGCUGGAUUUCUGGUACCAAUAUACGCUCAGUCACGACAACAUCGAGACUUUGAUGGAUGUCAUCAACUUCCCGAUUGUCUUUGUACCACGUAUGGUCGCCCUUCUCACCUACGAGGCCCGUCCGAUGAAGAAGGAAACGGUUCUGCAGGAAGAAAAGAUUGCACCACCACCAUCCGACAUUCCCCGUGUGCCCCCUGAGCUCUUGGAGAAAUUGAUGGAGCUUUCAGAACCGGAGCGUAGCUCGCAAUGGCUGCGGUGCUGCUUUGUUGAAGAUGCGGACUGCGAGAUCACGCAGAUUGCGCUGUGGCAAGCCUACCAAAGCCGUUUUGCCGACCCGCGAGUCCCUGGCGGAGGUGUUCUUCCCGCUGCAGAAUUCAUCAAAAAUGUCAGCAACACAUUCACGAACGCGCAGGCUCAGGUGAUUAACGGUCCGGGCACGGCGACCAAAUUCAUCAUCAAGGGAAUUCGACCCUUGGAGACCGCCUACACGUUCGAUGCCUUUCCGUACCUAUACUGCAAGUGGGCAGAUAACUCGAAGCCCUCUCAGACGUGCCAGCGCGCAUUUACCUCGCCCGCCGAUCUCCGCAAUCACGUCUUUGCGGACCACAUGAACCUGGAAGCCGCGGACACUCCUGGCGAAUUCAAGAUGGAAGGAGCUGAGACACCCAUCCACACCUGCCAGUGGGAUGGCUGCACGCGGUUCCGCGCUUCCGGCCCCAGCACUAACACGGCGAUGGUUGCUGGCCACGUCUCUUCUCAUUUGCCCGAAGACCGCCCUGCUGACGCUGAGCCUCCGAGCACCAAGCGUGCUAUUCUCCAGGAAAGAAUUGUGCGCAAGUGGUUCUACAUGGACACCCCGGUGAAUGACAAGGGUGAGCCUAUCGGGGUCGCUUACAAGGCUGCCCUGGUCCUGCGUAACAUCGCUAGAGGUCUCCCCCAGCGGGUCGCUACGAAAUACGGUGGCGUGUCAUGGAAGAAGGCAUGCUUCUUAAGCCAACGUCCCAAGAUCGUGGAGGUUUGGGACCGGAACCGUGCUCUCCGCAAGGAGCUGACUGAGCUUAUCAUGGUCAUGGAGAAGGAGGAUGACUACUGA